GCUUCAGUUAAGCCGCCAUAUUGGACCGGAAGAUGUACGCUCUUACCGGCAAACACAAGAGUUAAAUGGGCGCAGUACAGCUCUUGCUGCAGCGGGAGGGACAAGGAUGAGUAUGUACUAUUUUUCAGAAGUAGGAAGGUGUCUUAUUUUCCGUAGCUUUCUGUGGGUCAUAAUGCGGCUUAACAGUUCCGCUUAGUUUUCUGUAGAGAUCGGUCCUUCGUAGUACUCGAGCAUCAUAAUAGCAAGUUGUUGGCGCGAAAGGGUGCCUUUGGGGUGGUAGGAUCUGUAUUUGUACGGAUAGAACAGUACUGCAGCACCAGAUGAAGGCAGUCCUUUUUUUCACUGAAUCAAGGGAGCUGAGAAUGAUGCCCAUCUCAGUGCCAUCUUUAAAAAAGUACAUCGGAAUUAAAAAUGUUACAGCAAUGAGCAUUGCCCCAAAGAAUUCUUGGGAAAGUUAAUGCUUUUAUAUGUGGAUUACAUCUUAAUGCUUGAAAGCAAAGCAGGAUAUUUGGAAACCUCGUAUUUCAUUUAAUAACCCUCAUUGAUGAAUACAGAUUAUACAUACUGUAGAUUAUUUGCUGCUUUCAGGGCUUGAGUGUCAUAAGGGUAUUCAGCCAUGUCUGUUGGUCAAAUAAAUAAUGACUGUCCCAGGUUCUUUGUUGGAUGUGAAGAUGGAGAAGGAGAAGAACUGAUUGAUCACACAAAGUCUGAGGACUUUGAACUUGCAUAUUCCAGUAUGAAUGGAGAGGAUGAAGAUGAAGAGGAGGAGUAUGAUUCACCACCAGAAAGACAAAUUGUGAUUGGAAUUUGUGCCAUGGAAAAGAAAUCAAACUCUAAACCCAUGAAGGAGAUACUUGAACGUCUUUGCAAGUUUAAGUAUAUUACUGUUGUGAUAUUUGCCGAGAAUGUUAUCCUAAAUGAACCAAUUGAAAACUGGCCUGUUUGUGACUGCCUUAUUUCUUUUCAUUCCAGAGGCCUUCCGGUAUCCAAGGCACUGGCCUACUAAAAACUGAGAAACCCUUCGGCCAUGAGGGCGUUGAAUUGUCAGUUUCACAUGGAAAAACACAGGAAGGUCUAUGGACUGAUUCAAGCUGAAAAUAUCCUGAUUAAAAACUGGGAAAUCUUAAAUAAUGAUAGAGAUAACCCACAGGAAUGUAGCCUGAUCGAAGGGGAUGAUCACGUAGAAGUAAAUGCUGAAAUUUUCCAGAAGCCAUUUGUAGAAAAGCCAGUGAGUGCAGAAGACCAUAAUGUUUAUAUUUACUACCCAACAUCUGCAGGAGGAGGAAGUCAAAGGCUUUUUAGGAAGAUUGGUAGCAGAAGCAGUGUGUAUUCUCCUGAAAGCAAUGUUAGAAAAACUGGUUCUUACAUUUAUGAGGAAUUCAUGCCCACUGAUGGAACUGAUGUAAAGGUCUAUACAGUAGGUCCAGACUAUGCACAUGCAGAGGCUCGUAAGUCACCUGCACUUGAUGGCAAAGUAGAACGAGACAGUGAAGGGAAAGAGGUUAGAUAUCCAGUCAUCCUCAAUGCCAGAGAAAAGCUGAUUGCAUGGAAAGUGUGCCUUGCUUUUAAGCAAACCGUAUGUGGCUUUGAUUUACUGCGUGCAAAUGGCCAGUCUUAUGUCUGUGAUGUAAACGGCUUCAGCUUUGUGAAAAACUCAAUGAAAUAUUAUGAUGACUGUGCAAAAAUUCUUGGAAAUAUUAUAAUGCGAGAACUUGCACCGCAGUUCCGGAUUCCCUGGUGCAUUCCUGAUGAAACAGAAGUUAUUCCCAUUGUUCCAACAACCUCUGGCACAAUGAUGGAACUUCGUUGUGUCAUAGCAGUUAUUCGACACGGGGAUCGAACUCCAAAGCAAAAAAUGAAGAUGGAAGUUAGACAUCAGCGAUUCUUUGAUCUUUUUGAGAAGUUUGAAGGCUAUAGAUCAGGAAAGCUUAAACUAAAGAAACCAAAACAAUUGCAGGAAGUUUUAGACAUAGCGCGAUUACUUCUAGCAGAAAUUGGACUGAAAAAUGAUUCUGAAAUUGAAGAAAAUAAAGCAAAACUUGAACAACUAAAAACUGUAUUGGAGAUGUAUGGGCAUUUUUCUGGAAUCAACCGUAAAGUUCAGUUAACAUACCUUCCCCAUGGCUGCCCAAAAACAUCUAGUGAAGAAGAAGACAACAGAAGAGUCGAGCCUUCUUUGCUUUUAGUACUAAAAUGGGGUGGAGAACUAACUCCUGCAGGCAGGGUUCAGGCCGAGGAGCUUGGACGAGCAUUUAGAUGCAUGUACCCAGGAGGUCAAGGGGAUUAUGCAGGUUUCCCUGGAUGUGGUUUGCUUCGACUACACAGUACUUACCGACAUGAUCUCAAAAUCUAUGCUUCAGAUGAGGGAAGAGUUCAGAUGACUGCUGCAGCUUUUGCAAAGGGUCUUCUGGCAUUAGAAGGAGAGUUAACACCAAUCCUGGUCCAGAUGGUGAAAAGCGCCAAUAUGAAUGGCUUGCUAGACAAUGUCAGUGAAUCUCUUAGUAGCUGUCAACAGCGAGUAAAAACCCGCCUCCAUGAAGUCCUCCAGAAAGACAAAGAUUUUGGUCCUGAAGAUUUUGAAAAGCUGGCUCCCACUGGAAGUGUUUCCUUGAUAAAGUCCAUGCAGAUAAUAAAAAACCCUGUGAAAACUUGUGAUAAAGUUUAUUCGCUUAUUCAGAGUUUGACUUCUCAAAUUCGACAGAGAAUGGAGGAUCCAAAGUCUGCAGACAUACAGCUAUAUCAUAGUGAAACACUUGACCUUAUGCUACGAAGAUGGGCCAAACUUGAAAAAGAUUUCAAAAUGAAGAAUGGAAGAUAUGAUAUCAGCAAAAUUCCAGACAUAUAUGAUUGUAUAAAAUAUGACGUUCAGCAUAAUAGCUCUUUAAAGCUGGAAAAUAUGAUGGAUCUAUACAGUCUUUCAAAAGCACUGGCUGAUGUAGUUAUUCCUCAGGAAUAUGGUAUAAAUAAACCUGAAAAACUGGAUAUCGCAAAAGGCUAUUGCACACCUUUGAUCAGGAAGAUCCGUUCUGACUUGCAGAGAACACAGGAUGAUGAUACUGUAAAUAAACUUCAUCCUAUAUAUUCUAGAGGUGUAAUGUCUCCAGAACGUCAUGUUCGAACAAGAUUAUACUUCACUAGCGAGAGUCAUGUCCAUUCCCUUCUCUCUAUUCUCCGGUUUGGAGCCUUAUGUGAUGAGACCAAAGAUGAACAGUGGAAGCGUGCAAUGGAUUAUCUGAACUCAGUCAGUGAACUGAACUACAUGACACAGAUUGUUAUCAUGCUGUAUGAAGACCCAAAUAAGGAUCCUUCUUCAGAGGAUAGAUUUCAUGUUGAACUGCACUUUAGUCCAGGGGCCAAGGGUUGUGAAGAAGAUAAAAAUCUACCCUCUGGUUCUGGGUAUAGGCCAGCUUCUCGAGAGAAUGAAGGUUCAAAGAAAACCUCCCAGAAUGACAGUGAUGAGGAGUAUGUGUGUUACAGAAGGGAUGAACCUGACAGAGCUCCCAUGUUGUUGAGGCCACUGGUCUCAGAUCCAAUUUUUAUACACAAAAAGUCCCCUUUGCCACGUUCAAAGAAGAUUGGCUCAGUUGAGGAAGAGAGCCCCCUGAGUGUGUCUAGCCCAGAGUGUAUUGGUACCUGGAUGCAUUACACCAGUGGUGUGGGUACUGGGCGUCGAAGACGCAGAUCAGGGGACCAAAUCACUUCUUCCCCUGUCUCCCCUAAGUCAUUGGCUUUCACAUCCAGUAUUUUUGGCUCAUGGCAACAGGUUCUGUCAGAAAAUAAUAUUUAUCCUCGCACUCCACGGGUACAUACAGAGCAAAAACUUGGUGGACUGGGGUCUCACUGUGCGGGUCUGUUAAGCACUGCAGUGCUCGGGGCUUCUUCAAGUGCACCUAACCUGCAGGAUUAUGCUCGUAUGCAUCGUAAAAAGCUGACUUCAUCUGGCUGGAUAGAUGACAUCACACAUGGUUCUGCUGUUAAAAGAUUUUCUAUCUCAUUUGCUCGACACUCAACCAAUGGUUUUGAAUUAUAUUCCAUGGUGCCGUCCAUCUGCCCUUUAGAAACCCUUCACAAUUCCCUAUCGUUAAAACAGAUUGAUGAGUUUCUGUCCUCCAUUGCUGCAGCAUCAGAAGAUAUUGUAGAAACUCCAUCAGUUUCCCCAGCUUCUUCAAUUGGUUAUGUGCCUGUUUUGAACAGAAAACCAUCACUUAACACUUAUACUCCUGCAAAGAUACUCCCUCCACCAAUACUGUUGUCAACAGAUAAGCAAGCUACAGAAAAAUCCACUUUGUGCAGUAGUGGUCCUUCCAGCACGAUGUCUAGUGCUGGCCCAUCUUCUCCUAUAGGAACUUCUCCACAAAUAAGUCUUUUUGAUAGAGGUUUACCUUCAACCAGUGAAGAACAGUGAAGAGAAAUAGGAAUUUUGUUACUCUGACAAACUGUUGGCUGUGUGUAAAUAAUGGGAAUGUUACCUAAAAUAUGUAUUUAGCACACUUUCUCCUUUAGUGUGAUUGUGUUCCCCAAUUAUGUGUAAAAAUGUACAUACACAGCACUAUAAAAUAUACUGUGAAUAUAUGUAUAUAUUUAAUUGUAUAUAAAUUUAUUGUAGAAAUGUGCUGCUUUCAUUUGAUGAGGACCUUAAAGUUGCAGCUUAAUGUUAACAAAUGUGGUAUAAAACUUUUUGAUGAAGUUACAUAUUCAUUUUAUUAAAGUUAAAAUGCCUUUAAGUAAAAAAAAAUGUACAUAAAAUGUUUGACUAAUAGUUGCUGCAGGCUAGCCUUGCUUUUUUUUUACUUUCUCAGGCAUUUAAUACUUGAGUUACUGUUACAUUAUACCAGUUUUACAUUUUUCACAAUUUUUUGUUCUUUGUUCUACAGAACCAAAUUUGAUCUCCUUUUCAUUGUGCUGUAUAUUUCAUUUGUUUUCCAGUAUAAAAAAUGUUAAAACUAAGCUUUGUAGGUAUUAAAGUUUUGAGACUUAUUUUUGAGACUAUGUUCUGUACAACAGUUACUUGUCUGCAAACAUGUAUUUUAAAAUAUCUUAACUUGUAAAGUAUUGUCCACACUGCUUAUAGUUUUUGUCAGUUCAUCAUGUAACACUGGCUGACCUCUUUUUAAACUGAAAAUCUUCCUUUUCUGUGCUGAGAAUGUCACAUAUUUGUGAAAGUCUCUUGUAUUUGCAUUCUGUCUCAGAAAACAGUGUACUACUGUGAGAGAGAACUGCAGUGAAGAAAGACCAUCUGAAUUUUGUUUCUCAAACAUUUUGCUUGCACAACUUGGAAAAAUAAAUCAUACCUGUCUCACUGUUA
Messenger RNA from Protopterus annectens (West African lungfish), 5305 nucleotides. RefSeq names its product diphosphoinositol pentakisphosphate kinase 2 (gene PPIP5K2). Gene Ontology annotation, biological process: inositol phosphate biosynthetic process; inositol metabolic process. Lineage: Eukaryota; Metazoa; Chordata; Ceratodontiformes; Protopteridae. The transcript has 37 exons. Gene Ontology annotation, molecular function: diphosphoinositol pentakisphosphate kinase activity; 5-diphosphoinositol pentakisphosphate 1-kinase activity; inositol hexakisphosphate kinase activity. The record is from RefSeq and is a predicted model, not a curated record. Gene Ontology annotation, cellular component: cytosol.